Messenger RNA from Colletotrichum godetiae, 1373 nucleotides. RefSeq lists its product as uncharacterized. NCBI's taxonomy places the organism in Eukaryota, Fungi, Ascomycota, Sordariomycetes, Glomerellales, Glomerellaceae. Bases 219 to 1373 code for a protein of 384 amino acids. The record is from RefSeq and is a predicted model, not a curated record. The transcript has 2 exons.
AGAUAUGAUGCCUGCUAUAUCACGUGAGCUGACUCGAGCUGCUGCCUGAAGACGAGUAAACUGUAACACGGAAAAGGGAUCCCGAUUCUUCUGUAUAAAAAGCUGGUUUGCGUCCCUACUCUCGAGAAAAUGAAACUUCCAGACACUUGUUUCUUAUCUCUUGAGAUAGUUACUCGGUUUUAAGUGAUACUGUUCAAAUACAAAAUCCAACCGACCAAAUGCCGUCCUCCACGCAUUCCCACCCCGCAAUCCCAAACACAGCAUCAUUUAUAACCGAAGCACGCGCAGGCUUCAUCGCCGAUCUGGACUCGACACCGUCCACCGCCAAAGAAAGGCAGGAACUCUUGACCUCGAUCCAGAGUUUUGCGUUCCAGUUCCUCAAGGCCGCCGCUCAGCCCCCUCCCUCCCAUCGACAUGACAUCAACACGGAGGACGACAUAUCGAGCGUUGAGCAGCGAGACGUAAUUUUUGCAGCAGAGGCAAAUAUGGAUAGAGAUAGAGAUACAGAUGACCUCGCGCAACAAGGUCUCAACGUCCUCUGGUACAUGUUCACACAAACCGCACAGGUAAUCGACGUAGACGACGCCUUUCAGGAUCGUCUUGUGGGGUUACUUGCGUGGACGAGGGAGUUUGAUGGGGUGUAUAGACAACUUCAUGGCAUCGUGGGAAGUGCUGGUGGUGGUGCUGGUGGUUGGGAUUCGUAUGGGUUCGGGCAAGGUCUGCGGCUUGCGUGGGAGCAACUCGUUGCGGAUGUUCACUUGCCGAGCGCGAUGCAGAAAAGUCGGAACCUCGCUGCGUUCUCUGCAAAGGUGAUGGCUGUUGGGUUGUGUAAGGAGUCUGUGGCUGGGACUGCGUUUUGGGUUUUUGAGAGGGCUUUAGGAGGGGAUGAGAAUGGGGACGGGGACGGGGACGGGGGUGAGAUAUUUCUGAGAGGGUUGGUUGCUGCUGUUGGAGUGUGGUUGGAGUAUGCUUCGCAUCAACUCCUCGCGCGUUGCUGUUCUUCUCCAUCCUGCGUCGUCGGUGGUGGUCGUCGUAAGGUAUUCGUAGAGAACCCGAUCUCGUUAGUUGACGACCUUUUGAAAGACCAAGCGACUGCAGAACCCCAGUGCGGCGAGUUCAGCAUGUCGCACUGGCUGCGCUGGCGACGCCGUCUCCAGGAACUGAGUCGCGAUGCCGAUGCGGACGUGGCGAGGUUGGCGAAGAGGGGGUUCAUGAGUAUGAUUUUCUGUGGGAGGGAUUUGAGGGUUGAGGUGGAGGGCGAGGCGAGGUUUGUGGAGAGGUUGCAGGGGAAUAUGUAUCGGGAGCUUGUGAGGAGUGGGAAGGAUGUUGUGGAGGGGGAGGAGGUUGAGAUUGAGGUGGAUUGGGUUGAUUGA